GCUUAAAUGAGCCGGGGCUCCCGGCGCGCGCCACUUCAAGGGAGCCCGCCGCGGGAGCGGCCACCGCCGGCUUUCCUCUGCGCGCCGGGAGGCGGCGGCCGUCGGGGACCCGGCACGGCGGGCCGAGGCGCUGCGCCCGCUGCAAGGAAGCGGCGGCGGCCGGCGAUGGGGACCGAGCGAAGCGACCGAGCCCGGCCGUGACCGCCGCGCCGCCGCCGCCUCAGGCGCUCUCGGAGCGCCGACGCUGAGGAACAUGGCCCUGGAGCAGCUCUGCGCGGUCCUCAAAGUGUUGCUAAUAACAGUACUUGUAGUGGAAGGGAUUGCUGUGGCCCAAAAGACCCAAGAUGGACAAAAUAUUGGAAUCAAGCACAUUCCUGCAACCCAGUGCGGCAUUUGGGUUCGAACCAGCAAUGGUGGUCAUUUUGCUUCACCAAAUUAUCCUGACUCAUAUCCACCAAACAAGGAGUGUAUCUAUAUUUUGGAAGCUGCCCCUCGUCAACGGAUAGAGCUGACCUUUGAUGAACGCUAUUACAUAGAGCCAUCGUUUGAAUGUCGGUUUGAUCACUUGGAAGUUCGAGAUGGGCCAUUUGGCUUCUCUCCUCUUAUAGAUCGUUACUGUGGCAUGAAAAGCCCUGCAUUAAUUAGGUCAACGGGAAGAUUCAUGUGGAUUAAAUUUAGUUCUGAUGAAGAACUUGAAGGACUAGGAUUUCGAGCAAAAUACUCAUUCAUCCCAGAUCCAGACUUUACUUACCUUGGAGGUAUUUUAAAUCCCAUUCCAGAUUGCCAGUUUGAGCUCUCAGGAGCUGAUGGAAUAGUACGGUCUAGCCAAGUAGAACAAGAAGAAAAAACAAAGCCUGGACAAGCAGUUGACUGCAUAUGGACAAUUAAAGCUACUCCAAAGGCUAAGAUUUAUUUGAGGUUCUUAGAUUACCAAAUGGAACACUCAAAUGAAUGCAAAAGAAAUUUUGUGGCAGUCUAUGAUGGAAGCAGUGCUAUCGAAAAUCUGAAGGCCAAGUUUUGCAGUACUGUGGCUAAUGACGUCAUGUUGAAAACAGGAGUGGGAGUGAUUCGGAUGUGGGCCGACGAAGGCAGUCGGCUCAGCAGGUUUAGAAUGCUCUUCACCUCCUUUGUGGAACCUCCCUGUACAAGUAGUACUUUCUUUUGCCAUAGCAACAUGUGCAUCAACAAUUCUUUAGUAUGUAAUGGUGUUCAAAAUUGUGCGUACCCUUGGGAUGAGAAUCACUGUAAAGAAAAGAAAAAAGCUGGACUAUUUGAACAAAUCACUAAAACUCAUGGGACAAUUAUUGGCAUUACAUCAGGAAUUGUCUUGGUCCUUCUCAUUAUUUCUAUUUUAGUACAAGUGAAACAGCCCCGGAAAAAGGUUAUGGCUUGCAAAAGUGCAUUUAAUAAAACUGGGUUCCAGGAAGUAUUUGAUCCUCCCCAUUAUGAACUAUUUUCACUAAGAGAGAAAGAGAUUUCUGCAGAUCUAGCAGAUUUGUCAGAAGAACUUGACAACUACCAGAAGCUGCGGCGUUCCUCCACGGCCUCCCGGUGCAUUCAUGAUCACCACUGUGGAUCUCAGGCCUCCAGUGUCAAACAAAGCAGGACCAACCUCAGUUCAAUGGAACUUCCCUUCCGAAAUGAUUUUGCACAACCACAGCCAAUGAAAACAUUUAAUAGCACCUUCAAAAAAAGCAGCUACACUUUCAAACAAGCUCAUGAAUGCUCUGAACAGGCUCUAGAGGACAGAGUGAUGGAGGAGAUUCCCUGUGAAAUUUAUGUCAGAGGGCGAGAUGAUUCUGCACAAGCAUCCAUAUCCAUCGACUUUUAAUUGUUGACUAAAGGCAUUAUUAUUAAGUGUGUAUGCAGCCUACACCAACACCCAUUCAAUCUUACACACUACAUCAACAUCUGUCUCCACAUUCAAUCUUGUUCUAUCAAAUUUAGAAAUCCCUUCAUAAUUUAUCAUUAUGCUGAUGAUUUUAUUAUCUCAGGCAAUCUAUAUAUGUGAAACCAACUAAGAAACAAUGUAUUCAGUAGAAAGAAGUCAUCAUCUGUUGCUGGUAUCUUACCUACAAAACACCAAUAGAAGCUGAGGAGUGAGUGGUCAUGUUGAGUCAGGUGGAGCAGCCUGCUGGUGUUAUUGGGUACUGUUCGUUCACACAGCCCCAUCAAGUUGAUCUCACAGUAAAUUUAAAAGAUUUUUCUUUAUAUUCCUUUUUGUCCUUUUUUCUAUUAUGUUUUAUUUACUUGUAGUUUUACCAUUUCAGUUUCCUGCGGAAGGGGAUAAUAUGUCACUUAAUUCAGCAUGGUCAUAUAUUUGCUCUUAAAUGUGUAAAAUACAACUAGUACUAUAAUGAGUGGCAGUUUAAGAUGCAGGCAUAUUUCAUUUCUUCCUGACUGAUUUCUACACUGCUGUCUUUAAUAACUGCAUCUUUAGAUCUGUUUUUCUGUGGGAAGUAGUAUAUGACAUGAUUUAUCACCUUUAAAUCAUGUUUCCUAUUAGUUAUACUACAAAAGUAAUAAUCCUGGGGUAUAUUAUUACCAGAUAGACAUAAGCAGAAAUUUGAGAAAGAUUUAAAAACUUGUAGCAACCUCUGAAGUUUUCCCCAUUGGGUCUCAAUUCAGUGAUAGUCACCCCAGUAAUCAGGGUCCUAGAGCUCCCUUGUGAGCAGGCCUUUAGUUAUGGCUCUGUGCAGAGAUUCUCAGACCUUGUUCCCUAUCAUCUUUCAAACAGAGUUCUUAGUUCUCUAUUAUUAGUUUGACUUUGACACAUGGCCAUGGUUGGCAGAAGCUUAAAGAAAUUCUCAGAGAAGUUGUGUGAGCCUUUACAUGGCUUCUGCUUGGAACAGCGCAUUUUUUACCCAUUAUCAAGAAUAGCAACUUCAACUUUUUUUUAAGCUGCACUUUUGACCUUAUGUUUUGUAAAAUAUAUAAAACAAUAAUUUAUAAACAUGAUAUCAAAACUCAUUGUGUUUUUAGACUUUUGAUAUUAUUUGAUAUUGUAUAAACUUUAUUAGAUCAAGAUUUAAGACAUACAAGACAUUUCUUUAAGUGUUCACAGUAGUGACUUUGUGUAGAAGUAUACUGUGAUGGGACUGUACUAUAAUUUAUUAUAAAGAUCUUGCCCAUGGUGAUUUAUACAUACAUCUUUCUUUAUUUUGCUGCUGUGUUAGUUGGUAAGUUUUUCACUGUGUGGUAUUUAUUGUUCUAAAUCACAACAGAAAUCAUAUAUUAAAGUAUACAUUAAUUCAUGAUCCUUCAAUUUUAUUAUUUAUAGCAAGAAUCCUUUGAAUAAGAUGUAGAUGGGGAAGAAUUCAUAUAUUUAAUGAUAACCAAUAUAGAUAAUGCCAUUUAAUGUUUAACCCAUGUUAAACAUGCCUUCCGAUGAAAAAUGUAAAUUCUUAGUUUCUAUAUUUAACUAAAUUUCCAAUUAAAUGAAAAGUUUAGGUUUCACUAGAGUUCAUUUAUUUCUUUAAUUACUACAUAAAUCUGAUUUCUCAGAUUACUAAACUUUGACCUCUAGUGUGAUGUACUUUCUGACCAAAAUGUGUUUACUGUAUGACAUUUUUUAUUUUUAAAAAGAAAAUUAUAUCAAGAAUAUGGGAAAACUUAAUACUUGGCAUAAGCAUGACUUAACUUUUUUAAGUCAGUAGACAUUCCUGCUUUGUAAAAUAGAACUUGGAAAAGUAAAAGGAAUCUCAAAACAUAGUAGUCACUGAAUUAUCCAGAGAAAAAUUAGAUAACUUUGUUCUUUCAGUAACAAUACGCAUAUUAUUAGAUUACUUAGGCCAACAUAGUAAAUAAUUAAAUUGAUAGCUAUGAUACCAUAGUAAAAUAAAAAUUAACAUACUUCCUUUAUAAAUUAUAUCCAUCAUGAAGAUAAUUGUUAUACUCAAUUUUUAGAUUAUGGAGUUUAUACUAUGCCUUCAUACAUCAUGAUCACUUGUAGCUGUAUUUUUAUUUUUUAACACUGUAUCCUAUUUUAAAAGAAUUUGAGGGGUUUACAAAACAGUUGUUUAUAGAAAAUACUGAAUAUUACAACCAUGUAAAUUUGCAUGAUCUCAUGCAACUCAGCAAGAGAAACUUGGAUGAUCAUUUGGUCUAAAUUCUCUAACUAGAAAGUUGUUUGUUUUCACAUUAGAAAACAAUUCAGCGGCUAUAGUGAAAGCCAUAAAUUCAGUAAUGACAAACAUGAAAUUUAGCUGUCUUACAUAAGUUAUUACACGCUACAAAGUACCCAUGUUAAACAUGCCUUCCAAUGAAAAAUGCAAAGCUGGAGUGUAAUAAAAAUCAACACUGCAAGAAAGUACUAAGAGCCAACCAUAUGACAUCAAAGCAUUGCUGUCUUUCAUCCCAAGUUUACUGCAAGCUCUCAGCUCCCAAGUGGCCACAGACUGCAACCUACACAUCCCACUGUCACAAAGACAUGGGAAUAAACUGUUGUUCAUGUGCAGAAGAGGGUUGUUCAAUAUAAACAUUUAACAAAAACCAAAGGAUAUUCAUAUGUCUUAUCACAGAUCUAAAAAGUUCCCUUAGCUUUGGUUUAGGAGAGUCUUUGUGUUUUGUAUAAUUGCUAAGCAUUAAGAAACCACCAUCUGCACAGAACAUUUCUGUAGUUCAGAUACUACCUAAUGAGGGUACUUGCUUGUGUCAGGAACAUGUCAGCUAAGAUGAAAAAAGGCUGCUUGUAGUUCCAGGAAUAAUUAGCAUUCAGAGAUUAUACUUAGUUGCAAAAUGGUGUCUGCUGUAUGCCCACAUUUCUUUACUACAAAUGUUAAAAGAAAUAUGCCUGAAUCACAUUGAUUGUGUACAGAAGGAACUUUAUUUUUGCUCUGUUUAAAGAUCCAAGAGAGAUGAUCUAGUUUUAUUAAUGAGAAGAUGAAACCCUAAAGGUGAAGUAGCUCCCCAUGGCUCCAGACUCCUAGCCCAGUGAUCUUCCUUGGCUCCUCUCCCUGCUUAGCUAUUAAAAGUCACACAAUUCCAAACAUCAGCCUAGAUGUUCCAUGCAAAGCUUGUUAGUUAUGCUUACUUAAAAUGUAAUGCUGUAAUUUAGUAUACAUUGGGGGAUUCACCUCCCUUUUUAAUUUAUGUAACUCUGUUAUCCUACCAUUUUUGUUACCAGGCUUCCUUGGCACCUGCAAAAUAUGUAAUUUCUGUGAAUUCUUAAUAAACAGUGCUAGUUAGCAGCACAUGGGGUGAUGCCAGAAAGAAAGCCUCUGUGCUUUCACUUUUAUAAUUUUUUAAGUUAAAAUUAACAGUGUACAUUAUAGAAAUUAAAUAUUGGGGUACUGUAUCUUGAGUUUUGAGAAUUAUUUGAGUCUGAACCACUAUAAGAGAACAAGCUGACUUGGGAUAUCCUUUUAGCUUCCUACACCAUCUGUUACCUGUUACAUACCUCUCCUAGUAAUAUGCUCUUCUUUACUCAGCUUUUAAAAAAUACUUUUGAUUAUAUUUCUGAGAUUGGUUUACUGGCUCAUAAAGCCUCCAAGCUAAUGACAAGGGUGCACGUAUAGUGAAUACUACCUAAACUUGUUUUUUUAAGCAGUAGAUUUUUAUUAGAAAUAAACUUCCAGAUCAUGUAAGAAUCUCAUGUGCUUAACCCAGAUUUGGCACUUUAAAGGACUUAACCCUUGAAAUGCAAAUAAAAAUUCCUCUUUUGAUUUUC
Arvicanthis niloticus (Nile rat) is the source of this 5668-nucleotide messenger RNA. It is a transcript of the gene Neto2, whose product is annotated as neuropilin and tolloid like 2. Lineage: Eukaryota; Metazoa; Chordata; Mammalia; Rodentia; Muridae. The record is from RefSeq and is a predicted model, not a curated record. Gene Ontology annotation, molecular function: ionotropic glutamate receptor binding. Gene Ontology annotation, cellular component: postsynaptic density.